CUAUAUUCCUAUGAGAAUGUUAUAAAUGACUAAAUAGUUAUUCUCGAUGUAAAAGUAACAUAAAAAAUUACAUUCAACGAUAGUAUAGUGAAGGAGAAUAUCAGAUGCCUCUUCCCUGUCGUCUACCCUAUUUAUUUGCUAUCUGCAACUUUUUCAUACGAAGGCCAUGUCAUUUCCUUCAAAACUGGCCAAAUUGUUAGAAAGUAACUAUAAACAAUAUUUCCAAAUUGUUUCUGAAACUUCAGCUAAUCUGCAAACGAAAAAUUUGACUUUUGUUAGUGGUAAUGAGUCCGCAGACUUGGAUAGCUGUGCUACUUCUAUAGUUUACGCCUAUUUCUUGCAACAUAAGCUUCGUGAAAGGUGCGUUGUCCCUUUUUUUAAUAUUCCUAAAAAUGAGCUUCGUCUUCGCCCAGAGUUGUUAUGUCUUCUUGACAUGCUAAAAUUACACACAGAUAAUUUAAUAUUUCUUAAUGAAGUUGCGACAGUACCCGAAAGGUUCUACUCGUCUCCUAUUCAUUUGGUUGAUCACAAUGCCCUAGACCGUAAAGAAGUAGCUAAAUUCAAAGGAAGCGUGGAGGGUGUAAUUGAUCACCACAAAGACGAAGGUAAUUAUUUACAUGCCAACCCUAGAAUUAUCAAAGAAUGCGGAAGUUGUUCAACUCUUGUGAGUCAAUAUUUCAUGGAUUUACUGAAGUCUCUUCAUGAAUCAACGGAAAGUCAAAAGGAAGCAGAAGAUAUAGCCGUUUUAGCGCUUGGUCCUUUACUUAUCGAUACUGGAAAUCUCAAAAAUGAAAAGACUACAGAUACUGAUGUUGAGGUAGCAGAACAGUUAUUCCAGUUCGUUCCAUCUGGAUGGGAUCGUGAUGAGUUUUUCAAUACUUUAAAAGACAGAAAAGGAAGCUUUAAAGGAUUUUCUUUUAUGGAUCUUUUACAUCGAGAUUUAAAACAAUACGCUCCAGGAAAUGUGUCUAUAUCCUAUCCCAGCAUAGGAAAAGGAAUUGAUUGGAUUGUCGAGAAGCGGAAUAAUUGGCAACAAGAAUUGAAGGAAUUUGCCGAAGAGAAGCAAACAGAUCUUGUAAUUAUUGGACUUUCCCUAAGCAAAAAGGAAGAAUUUCGUCGUCAAAUGAUAUUAUAUAGAAGAACUAAGCAGGGAGGAUCAUUUGCUGAAAAAUUUUUGGAGAAACAUCAAAAAGACUUAGGUUUAGAACUCUUAGCAAACAUUGAAGGGAACACUAUAGUUGUAUUUAACCAAAGGAACUCCGCUGCUAGCCGUAAAAAGGUGGUACCUAUGAUCAUGGAUUGUAUUUAAAUUUCUUUUUGGUACUUUAUCUAAAUCUUUUCUAUAAAUUAAUCUAAAUCGCUGUCUUCUGAUUCAUUUUUCGUAUCCUUAAAUCCCAUAAUUGACUUUUUCCCUUGAGGAAUAUUCUCCUUUAUCUUUUCUAUUGCAGCCCAUUUUAACAACCAAAACUCCAACACGGGUGUAUCAAAAUCGUCAUUAUUCCCUAAAUCAGCGAAUCCAACCAGUUUACUAACGAGACUUGCGUCAACGUAACAAAGUACUACCGGUAGCACUUUUAAGCCCAAUUUUAAAGCAAGAAAUGGAGCAUUUGCUGCUUCGAUACGUAUAAACUUAGUUUCCCAAUGACUUUUGGAUAUUUUCUAAACAUAUUAGUCAUUUUUCCUGGUUAACUUUAUUCUUUACCUCAAGGUGCGAAUCCAUUAUUUUGCAGCGUCUAAAAUCAGGAUGAAAGAAAUGGAUGACUACACGCUUUGAAGAGCUAUAAAAGAAGGUUAGAAUAAACUAAUAUAGAAUCUGACGUACGUUGUUAAAUCCAUUACUUCUCUUUCACUUUCAACUGUCAAAUAUUGCAUAUGACCUUUUUCCUUGGCAGCGGAAACUCUUUCAAAUCUAUCGAAUAUUAGCUUGAUUUAGCGUAAUUACAUACUCUUCUUUCAAUGAUUGCAUUCGGUUUUCUCGAUAAGCACUAUCGUCG
Molecule: messenger RNA, 1994 nt
Organism: Schizosaccharomyces cryophilus OY26
Lineage: Eukaryota; Fungi; Ascomycota; Schizosaccharomycetes; Schizosaccharomycetales; Schizosaccharomycetaceae
Product: exopolyphosphatase
Exons: 2
Coding region: 167-1309 (380 amino acids)
Cellular component (GO): cytoplasm
Molecular function (GO): exopolyphosphatase activity
Source: RefSeq, a predicted model, not a curated record